AUGACUAUCCAUGGCGAGCGAGUGAGAGGCGGGCCGAGCGACGGCAAGACAGCGCCAAGCCUUAACCACCGGCGCCUAAUUCGGGCGAGGGGCGCGGCCUGUGGGCUGAGGCGCCCCCGCCACGCCGCCCUCAUUAGGCGCGAGAGAUCAGCCUCCUCCGAGGGAAGGGAGCCCGAGUUACGCCGUGAUAACCGCACCGGCUGGCACUCCACGGCCUGCCUGUUACGCCCUCGGGAUGUUCGGAUCGAGGGCUUUGAAAGGUAUGGAGACGGACGCGGCUACAGCCCCCCCGGGCCCGUCGCCCUCCCUCUGACGCCCUCGCCCGACGCCCACGGCCGGGCCCUGACGCCCACGGAGAGCCUGGGCGGGCUGUCCCCGGGCGGCCUGGUGUCGCUGGCGCCGCUGUGCCCGCAGUACGACGUGCGGCCCGACCCGCCCGAGGAGCCCAUCAACCUCACCACGCGGCCGCCCGCGCUCUACGACCGGCCGCCCGAGGACCUCAGCACCGCCCACGCCAUACUCGACCUGUCCACCGCCCGUGUGGCCGAGUACUCGCCCCCGCACACGCCGCCCUCGCCGCACGCGCCGCACGCGGCCCUCGAGUACCACCACGCGCUCCCGCACCCACACCCUCUCCCCCACGCGCCCCCGCACUCGCCGCACUCCCCGCCGCCCGCGCCGCCGCCCGCCUACCACCUGCACGGCGGCAGCCCCGGCGACAGCGGCGGCGUCGGCGGCGGCGGCGUCGGCGGCGAGCCCAGCGGGGCGGCCGAGCAGCGCGACGAGGGCGCCGACGGCAAGAAGCCGUGCACGGUGGCCUACACGUACGAGGCGUUCUUCGUGAGCGACGGGCGCAGCAAGCGGCGCGGCGUCGACCCCGGCGAGAAGCAGCGCUACACGUGCUCGGAGUGCGGCAAGCACUACGCCACGUCGUCGAACCUGUCGCGCCACAAGCAGACGCACCGCGACCUGGACUCCGGCAACGCGCGCCGCUGCCACGUGUGCGGCAAGGCCUACGUCAGCAUGCCGGCGCUCGCCAUGCACGUGCUGACGCAUAACCUGACGCACCGCUGCGGCGUGUGCGGCAAGGCGUUCUCGCGCCCCUGGCUCCUGCAGGGCCACAUGCGCUCGCACACGGGCGAGAAGCCCUUCGGCUGCGCGCACUGCGGCAAGUCCUUCGCCGACCGAUCCAACCUGCGCGCGCACAUGCAGACGCACUCCCAGCUCAAGAACUUCCGGUGCAAGCGCUGCAACAAGUCCUUCGCCCUCAAGUCGUACCUCAACAAGCACUACGAGUCCGCGUGCUUCAAGGACAUGCCUCUCCCGCCCUCCAGUUCUAAAUAUUCUAUCCAAGGAGACUCGAGAUCGCCGGUAAAAAUGUCACGCUGA
Penaeus indicus is the source of this 1389-nucleotide messenger RNA. Its product is annotated as transcriptional repressor scratch 2-like. The record is from RefSeq and is a predicted model, not a curated record. Gene Ontology annotation, biological process: regulation of DNA-templated transcription. Lineage: Eukaryota; Metazoa; Arthropoda; Malacostraca; Decapoda; Penaeidae. The transcript is spliced from 4 exons. The coding region runs from base 1 to 1389 and encodes 462 amino acids. Gene Ontology annotation, molecular function: DNA-binding transcription factor activity, RNA polymerase II-specific; RNA polymerase II cis-regulatory region sequence-specific DNA binding.